GUUAGCAGGGCUGCCCCGGUGUAGAAAAUAAGCAGACCUUCCUUCCCCGACGCAUGCGCAGUGGCGUUCACAAUGUGGCAGCGCGUCGCGCGACCUUUCCAACGGUUGAGUCGGCGACACUGCGAUUUGAUCUCUGAAGCAGUGUGUGUCCGGCAGUUGUGCAGCAGCAGCAGUGAGUUUACAGACGGCAGCUAUGAUGGGCUGUAUCCCGGACACAUCCCCACCACCCCCACCCAGAAAGCCCUGCUGGCCGUUGGGUCAGGUGUGGCUGCACUGCAGGACCCCUACAGACACGACAUGGUUGCGGUGCUCGGAGAGACAACAGGACACAUGGCGUUGGUAAAUCUCCGGGACAGGAUGAGAAAUGAUCCUGAAGGCUACACUAUCCUAACAGAACGGCCCAGGAUCCGACUGUCCACACUUGAUCUGAGCAAGAUGGCCUCGCUGCCUGACGGCUCUUUUGGGAGAGAAUACCUCCGUUUUCUGGAGGACAAUCACGUGACCCCCGACUCCAGGGCAGACGUGAAGUUUGUGGACAACGAGGAGCUGGCUUACGUCAUGCAGAGAUACAGAGAGGUCCACGAUCUGUUGCACACCUUACUGGGCAUGCCCACGAACAUGCUGGGUGAAGUGGCAGUGAAAUGGUUCGAAGCGGCUCAGACGGGGCUUCCCAUGUGUGCCCUUGGAGCUUUGUUGGGGCCACUUCGACUAAAUACAAGCCGCUUACAGACGCUGUUCACGUCUUUGGGGCCCUGGGCCCUGCAGAACGGGUGGCAGGCCCGCUGCGUCCUCAGCAUCUUCUACGAGAGGCGAUGGGAGCAGAGCGUCGAAGAGCUCCGACAAGAGCUCAACAUCGACCCGCCGCCCGUCAUACCGAGUGCAUCCAAAAAGAGGAGCACGUGAGAAAGAGCACUGGUUCGGGAAUCAACAGACGAAAGCGGGGAAACCAUAAAUAUUCAAAGUGUGACACUGUGGAAGUUUUAGAAUUAGUGACUGAGGAAAUGGGGAAAUUUCACAUUUGGCAAACGUUGGCUUGUUCCUUCUUACAUCUUAAUUUUAUCUUGCUUGGUCCUAAAUCAUUUUGAUUGACAUUAUUCUAAAUGUUUCUGAUCAUCUGAUUUGGUUCAACAGGCCGUGUUCAGACGCCAUCUGUUAGUGAAGAUGUGUUUUGAUUUAAGCUUAAAGAUAAAUUUAAAAACGAAAUCUUGUCUGUAAUUAUGUCCUUCCCCAAUGACUGUAAUCAGCUUUGAAAUGCAACAUUGGUAUUGGUACAGUUUUAAAAUUUUAAUGCCAAUAUUUGGCCAGAUGCAAAAUAGGUAACUUUGUGUCUAUUUUCUUAUUUAACCCACUCAUGUCAUAUUACUGAGAAACAGUAUGUGCACCUGCAGUUGUACAAACAUUAAUGGGUGCAGCAGGAAAGGAGCAGAUGCUUCUGUUAUCUUUUGAGUUGUCACAUACUGAACUGUGAAUACAUUGUUCCAUUUUACAGGAAUAAUCUGUUGAAAUUGAGUUGGUCAACAGGAGCAUUAACAAUAUUUCUAAAAGAAGUGCAAAAACAAUUUCAGGUGUUUUAAAUCUUGAGAUAAUAAAUCACAGCUCAGUAAAUGUGAAUCACACAUUUGUUGAGCCUGUCUUUUCUUUUCUUUUCUUUUAACCCAUAUUGAAGGACAUGUGAUAUAUUAACACCCAUAAUGUGUUUCACACCAAAUAAAGGAUCUAUCACAUUUGGCAA
This is a messenger RNA of Scophthalmus maximus (turbot), 1732 nucleotides long. It is a transcript of the gene coq4, whose product is annotated as coenzyme Q4 homolog (S. cerevisiae). The record is from RefSeq and is a predicted model, not a curated record. The coding region runs from base 73 to 903 and encodes 276 amino acids. The transcript has 7 exons. Gene Ontology annotation, biological process: ubiquinone biosynthetic process. Gene Ontology annotation, cellular component: mitochondrial inner membrane; mitochondrion. Lineage: Eukaryota; Metazoa; Chordata; Actinopteri; Pleuronectiformes; Scophthalmidae.